This is a messenger RNA of Colletotrichum fioriniae, 1257 nucleotides long. NCBI's taxonomy places the organism in Eukaryota, Fungi, Ascomycota, Sordariomycetes, Glomerellales, Glomerellaceae. The record is from RefSeq and is a predicted model, not a curated record.
AUGAACGCCCCUGUCAAUGCGCGUGAUCCUUUGGGAAGGACCCCUCUCGCACAAGCUGCCUUCUUGGGACUGAACUCAACUAUCAAGUUUCUUCUAGCUGCCGGUGCUUCAGUCAAUAUCAACGACGAACAUGGCGAGACUCCUGCGUCAUUGGCCGCCAAGACAGACAACUGGGUGGCUCUAUCACGCCUCAUGGGAUAUGGGGCUGUCAUUCAAGUACAGGGCUAUGACUUGAACAAGCGAAAUUCAGACGGCCGAAGUCCCGCAUCAGUGAUCGCACAGGAAGGUAAUGAGCCAUUUCUUCGACUAUUGGUAGAGAAGGGAGCGGAUAUUAGAGCUCAAGAUUUUGAUGGUCGAACGCCUUUGUAUUGGGCCAUUGUCAGUGGCAAUAUCCCGACCCUUGAAGUCUUCUUGGAGAUGGACGUCGACAUAGAAUAUCGAGCGUCUAAUGAAAGGCAAACCCCCCUAUCAUGGGCUGCGAGUCACUCAAACCUGCAAGCUGUGCGUGUUCUUCGUGAGAGGGGCUCCGAGAUCAAUGCGCCUGACGAGAAUGGCCAGACACCCCUAGAUUGGGCUUGCGCAGCCUCGAGAAGCUGGAACAGAAUGGGGAUCAUAAGGACGCUUCUUGCGCACGGCGCCAAAUCGGGUGUUGGUGACAGCAACCUCCUGUGGGGCUACGCUCAGGCUGACUUCGACUUAGGAGUGGUCCAUCUACUCCAAGAAUACGGACAUGAAUUCGACAUGUGCUCAAAGGACGCAAAGGGCAAGACUUUGUUACACUACGCCGCAGUAUCAGGGCGGGCGAGCGACUUUGAAAAACUGUCUGUUUCAACUGAGCUCGACUUGAAUCUAGAGGAUGACGACGGCAGGACAGCCUUGUGGCACGCAAUCAACCGUGGCUCCUCAUCGAUGCGUACAAAUAUGGUGCAGCUGAUAUUGGAUAAUCCGGGAGCUGACCACAACUGCAGCAAUGGUCAACAAGCGUUGAAAGACGCUAUCGAGCUCAACGAUUGGCGCUUUGUGGAGCUGCUGAUUACUCGGAAGGUCGUAGACGUCAACGGGGUAUUCGAUGGGGAAGUCCCCAUGAUGACCGCGGCCAGAACGGGUGAUCUGAUAACGUUCAUGUUACUCAAAGAGCAUGGCGCCGUCUGGGGACAGAAUGAAUGUAGCAACGUGGAGAUUCUGUCGGAGAUUUCCUGGAGAUUCUUCGACAAGGAUACGAAGACCUGGUCCUGCUAUCGAGGUCAGCUGUUGUGA